GUAUGAUGUGAGUCUGUAUAUAUAUCUAUUACAUAAUGUAUGUGUGGACACACAAGUCACAGUCCUCCUGUCAGAGGUCAGACAGUCAGUGUUCUCUCCCUCCAUCUUUGUGUUGGUGCUGGUGAUCAAACUCAGGUCCUCAGGCUUGUGUGCCCAGCAUCUUUACUUGCUGAGCCAUCUCCCCAGCCCUGUGCUGAACGUGGAAGUCACUCAUUAGCUAGGCUGUCUAGCCACUGAAAAAUGAGGUUGUGCCUUGCCCCCAGCCCCAACACUAGGAUUAUAAGCACUUGCCAAAUGUCUAGUUUUUUCUUCUUAUACUAUAGCCCAGGCUAGCCUCAAGCUUGCCAUCCUCAUGCCUCUUAGCUUCUUAGCAGCUAGGAUGAUGGCAUGUACCACCACAUCCGUCUUCAGGUCCUGCUCAAAAUAAAACAAAAGGAGAAGUGUGCAGCCCACCACCACCACCGCCUCCCACUGCACCUGCUAAAAAUAGUUGUAGCCUCCUCAGAGUGCAGAACCCAUGUGGGCUUCCGGGGGAGGCUGUGGCAGCCUACCAGUGUCAGCACUUUCCGGGUGCCUUGCUCCCCGCAGCGGAGGACAGGGAAUUUGAGAGACUCCUGGACAGAUGUCCCUGCUAGGCCCAGGAUACAGCUGGUGUACAAACCCAUUCUGCCCAGACCCACUCCAGAUCCAACAUCAGACUGGCCCGAAGGAGGACAGCAGGCAGCCAGAAAGUGUGACUGUCACAUCCAGAUAACAGUUCCAUAGUUCUUGUGUAUAGAGCGCCGACCGUAUGCCAGGAGGAGGACCAGCUAUGGAUGACUACAUGGAGACGCUGAAGGAUGAAGAGGAAGCCCUGUGGGAUAAUGUGGAAUGCAACCGGCACAUGCUGAGCCGCUACAUCAACCCCGCCAAGCUCACCCCCUACCUGCGCCAGUGCAAGGUCAUUGAUGAGCAAGAUGAAGAUGAGGUGCUCAAUGCGCCCAUGCUGCCAUCCAAGAUCAACCGUGCAGGCCGACUGUUAGACAUUCUUCACACCAAGGGACAAAGAGGCUAUGUGGUCUUCCUGGAGAGCCUGGAGUUUUACUACCCAGAACUUUACAAGCUGGUGACUGGAAAGGAGCCCACCCGGAGGUUCUCCACCAUUGUAGUGGAGGAAGGCCAUGAGGGCCUCACGCACUUCCUGAUGAAUGAGGUCAUCAAACUGCAGCAGCAAGUGAAAGCCAAGGACCUCCAGCGCUGUGAGCUGCUGGCCAAGUCCCGGCAGCUGGAGGAUGAGAAGAAGCAGCUGAGCCUGAUACGGGUGGAGUUGCUGACCUUCCAGGAGCGCUACUACAAGAUGAAGGAGGAGCGGGACAGCUACAAUGAUGAGCUGGUCAAGGUCAAGGACGACAACUACAACUUAGCCAUGCGCUACGCCCAGCUCAGUGAGGAGAAAAACAUGGCAGUGAUGAGGAGCCGUGACCUCCAACUCGAGAUCGACCAACUCAAACACCGACUGAACAAGAUGGAGGAGGAAUGCAAGCUGGAGAGAAAUCAGUCCCUCAAGCUCAAGAAUGACAUUGAGAACCGGCCCAAGAAGGAGCAGGUCCUGGAACUAGAACGGGAGAAUGAGAUGCUGAAGACCAAAAUCCAGGAGCUGCAGUCCAUCAUCCAGGCUGGCAAGCGCAGCCUCCCUGACUCAGACAAGGCCAUCUUGGACAUCCUGGAACAUGACCGGAAGGAGGCGCUAGAGGACCGGCAGGAACUGGUCAACAAAAUUUACAACCUACAAGAGGAAGUCCGCCAGGCGGAGGAGCUGCGAGACAAGUACCUGGAGGAGAAGGAAGACCUGGAACUCAAGUGCUCAACCCUGGGGAAGGACUGCGAAAUGUACAAGCACCGCAUGAACACAGUUAUGCUGCAGCUGGAGGAGGUGGAACGGGAGCGUGACCAGGCCUUCCACUCCCGAGAUGAGGCGCAGACACAGUACUCACAGUGCUUAAUCGAGAAGGACAAGUACCGGAAGCAGAUUCGUGAAUUGGAGGAGAAGAACGAUGAGAUGCGUAUUGAGAUGGUGCGGAGGGAGGCCUGCAUUGUCAACCUGGAGAGCAAGCUCCGGCGCCUGUCCAAGGACAAUGGCAGCCUUGACCAGAGUCUGCCUAGACACCUUCCAGCCACCAUUAUCUCACAAAACCUUGGAGACACCAGCCCCAGGACCAAUGGCCAAGAAGCUGAUGAUUCUUCAACCUCAGAGGAGUCUCCCGAAGACAGCAAGUACUUUCUGCCCUAUCACCCGCCUCGGCGCCGGAUGAACCUAAAGGGCAUCCAGCUGCAGAGAGCCAAAUCCCCCAUCAGCAUGAAGCAAGCAUCUGAGUUUCAAGUCAAGGGGCACGAAGAGGAUUUCACAGACGGCAGCCCCAGUUCCUCCCGCUCGCUACCUGUCACCAGCUCUUUCUCCAAAAUGCAACCCCAUCGGAGCCGCAGCAGUAUCAUGUCAAUCACCGCAGAGCCCCCGGGAAACGACUCCAUAGUCAGACGCUGCAAGGAAGAUGCGCCUCACCGGAGCACAGUGGAAGAAGACAACGAUAGCUGUGGGUUUGAUGCCUUAGAUCUUGACGAUGAAAAUCACGAACGUUACUCCUUCGGACCCCCCUCCAUCCACUCCUCCUCCUCUUCACACCAGUCAGAGGGACUGGAUGCCUAUGACCUGGAGCAGGUCAACCUCAUGUUCCGGAAGUUCUCUUUAGAAAGGCCUUUCCGGCCAUCGGUCACAUCUGGGGGUCACGUGCGAGGCACCGGGCCCUUGGUCCAGCACACAACUCUGAAUGGCGAUGGGCUCAUCACCCAGCUCACCCUUCUAGGCGGCAAUGCACGCGGGAGCUUCAUUCACUCUGUCAAGCCAGGCUCACUGGCUGAGAGGGCCGGACUGCGUGAGGGCCACCAACUCCUGCUGCUGGAAGGUUGCAUCCGAGGCGAAAGACAGAGCGUUCCAUUGGAUGCAUGCACAAAGGAAGAGGCCCGUUGGACCAUCCAGAGGUGCAGUGGCCCUGUCACCCUGCACUACAAGGUCAACCAUGAAGGAUACCGGAAGCUGCUGAAGGAGAUGGAGGAUGGGCUGAUCACAUCAGGGGAUUCGUUCUAUAUCCGCCUGAACCUGAACAUCUCCAGCCAGCUGGAUGCCUGCUCCAUGUCCCUGAAGUGUGACGAUGUGGUGCAUGUCCUAGACACCAUGUACCAGGACAGGCACGAGUGGCUGUGUGCACGAGUUGACCCCUUCACUGACCAAGACCUGGACACAGGCACCAUCCCCAGCUACAGCCGGGCUCAACAACUUCUCCUAGUGAAGCUCCAGAGGCUGGUUCACAGAGGCAACAGAGAAGAGGCAGACAGUGCUCACCACACCCUGCGCAGCCUCCGGAACACCCUGCAACCCGAAGAGACGCUUUCGACCAGUGACCCCCGGGUCAGCCCCCGCCUCUCCAGAGCGAGUUUCUUCUUCGGCCAGCUCCUGCAGUUUGUCAGCCGGUCAGAAAACAAGUACAAAAGAAUGAACAGCAAUGAGCGUGUGAGAAUCAUCUCUGGGAGUCCCCUGGGGAGCCUCUCCCGGUCCUCGCUGGAUGCCACCAAACUCCUGACAGAGAAGCACGAAGAACUGGACCCUGAGAAUGAGCUCAGCCGGAACCUCACCCUGAUCCCCUACAGCCUGGUGCGCGCCUUCCACUGUGAGCGUCGCCGACCUGUGCUCUUCACGCCCACCAUGCUGGCCAAGACGCUGGUGCAGAAGCUGCUCAACUCGGGGGGUGCCAUGGAGUUCACCAUCUGCAAGUCAGAUAUUGUCACAAGAGAUGAGUUCCUCCGAAAGCAGAAGACAGAGACCAUCAUCUACUCCCGGGAAAAGAACCCCAACACCUUUGAAUGCAUCGUCCCUGCCAACAUUGAGGCUGUUGCGGCCAAGAACAAACACUGCCUGCUGGAGGCUGGGAUCAGCUGCGUGCGCGACCUGAUCAAGUGCAAGGUGUACCCCAUAGUGCUGCUCAUCCGGGUGAGCGAGAAGAACAUCAAACGGUUCAGGAAGCUGCUGCCGCGGCCAGAAACAGAAGAGGAAUUCCUUCGAGUGUGCAGGCUCAAAGAGAAGGAGCUGGAGGCGCUGCCCUGCCUCUACGCCACCGUGGAAGCUGAAAUGUGGAGCAGUGUGGAGGAGCUGCUGCGCGUCCUCAAAGACAAGAUUGUAGAGGAACAGCGCAAGACCAUCUGGGUGGACGAGGACCAGCUGUGAGCUUGUCUGAGUCUAACCAGCGGGACACAGACACACGGAGGUCCUGAGCCCCUGGCAACAAAGUCACCAGAAACCGCCUGGUGGAAGGUCAGGCUCUGCUGGUGUGAACAGUGAUGAGCAAUCCCAGAGCUUGGGGCCCGAGGCCUCCCCGAGGCCAGAGCAGCAGUUGAAUGUAAACGCGUGGGACAGGGACGGGUAACUAACUACCUGCAGGCCUCCACAGCCAGAGUGGCUGCCAGCCCUAGAGGAAGCAUGCGUCCCAGGCAGGCUGGGUCUAGGGAGACAGGACUCCUCCUAUGCCGUUCUUUUUCUUGCAUUAAAAUGUCUCCAGUUUUCCGA
Molecule: messenger RNA, 4594 nt
Organism: Mastomys coucha (southern multimammate mouse)
Lineage: Eukaryota; Metazoa; Chordata; Mammalia; Rodentia; Muridae
Gene: Card11
Product: caspase recruitment domain family member 11
Exons: 25
Coding region: 791-4255 (1154 amino acids)
Biological process (GO): regulation of apoptotic process; positive regulation of canonical NF-kappaB signal transduction
Molecular function (GO): protein binding
Source: RefSeq, a predicted model, not a curated record